Molecule: messenger RNA, 1899 nt
Organism: Mercurialis annua (annual mercury)
Lineage: Eukaryota; Viridiplantae; Streptophyta; Magnoliopsida; Malpighiales; Euphorbiaceae
Product: intracellular protein transport protein USO1
Exons: 1
Coding region: 145-1674 (509 amino acids)
Source: RefSeq, a predicted model, not a curated record
AUUUAAAUUUCCAAAGAAACCUUUCACUUCCCCCCAUUUCCUCUCACUGUUUAUCUACCAAUCUCAUUUCCCCACCACACAAACCCUACCAAAACCCUAACCCUAAAAACUCUGUAGUCUCCGACCACCACCGCAACCACCGAUAUGGCCAAAAAGAAACCGACCCAUCAAACUCGCGACUCCAAAAAACAAAGCCCACCAGACCAUUCCGCCAUGGAAGAUCUCGAAGAACAGCUUCAAAACUUGAGAACUUUGAACGACAUGCUGCUUAAAGAUACCAUUGAACACAGACAGAAAAUUGAUUCUUUGACACGCGCUCAAGAAGUGUUGGAUAGUCAGUUGGUUGUGAUGGGUACUGAGAAGAUGGAUCUUGAAAAUAAGCUGAGUGUCGAUAGUGAAGAGAGACUGAGAUUGGAGAUAGAGAAGGGUUUGUUCGGGGUUUUUGUCCAGACCCAGAUGGUUAAUGUGGGUAUUAUUGUUGAGAAGAAAGAACAUGAAAUUGAGUUCUUGAAAAAUAAGGUUAAUGAAUUGAUUUUCACUGUUGAAAGCGAGCGAAAGAAAUUGAGUUUGGCGGCUAGAGAGAGGGAUGUGUUACGUGAUGAUGUCGACAAGUGGAAGAAGGUGACGAAUGAGUUGAUGCAGGUUAGGUCUGAUUUGGAGGAUCGGGAGAUGGUUUUUAAGGAGGAAAUCAAGAAAUUGGAGGCGCGUUGUAGUUUCUUGGUGAAGCAAAAUCAGGAGAUUGAGAUGCAAUGUAAUGUAGCUAAGAUGGAAAAGAAUGAGAUUGAAAGGGAGAGAGAUGAUCAAAAGGUUGUGAUCAGUGACUUGGAGAGACGUGUGUCUUUCUCGGAUGGGGUCAUAGGGAGUCUGCGUGAGGAAGCGGAUGUUUCGAGCGAAAAAUUCUUGGAGUUGGAGAUGAGCUAUGGUGCGGAACAAGCGAAGGGGAAGGUGCUGUCAAUGCAGAUUGAUGAUUUGGUGAAACAGAAGAAUGAUAUGAAGAAAAUUAUGGGGAAGUUAAUGCUGCAAACAGAGUCUAGUGAUGGACUUAUUGAGAGUUUGAAUCGUGAAAUGAAGGAUAAAAUUGGUUUGAUUGAGAAGUUGUUUAGCGAGAAGAAAGAGAUUGAGGAUGUGAAAGAUGUGAAAGAGAGUGAGAUUGUCAAUUUGCAGAAGGAUUUGGGUGGAUUAAAGGAUGAUGUGGCUGCAAUGAAAGAGUCGAUCAAAGAUCAAGAAGACAAGAACAAGCAAUUGGCAACAGAAGCUCGUCGUUAUAAAGAUGAAUUCGAGAAAGCGUGUCUUGAGAGUGAUAAUGUUCAAAGGAGUUUGGAUGAGGAACAGAGGAAUGUCACUAGCUUGAGAAUUAGAGUUUUGGAAAUGGAGAAGAGGAUCGAAGAGACCGGCAAAGAGGUUGCAAAGAUGAAAAACAAGCCUGAAAAUCUGUUGGAGUUGAAGGAAGAAAAAUUUGAUGGAGAAAUUGAACCAUAUGCAGCAGAAUUGGAAGGAAUUAAGAAUGCAUUUAGAAACAAGGAGAGUUUAGUAGAGGAGAUGAAACAACAAAUGAACAUUCUACAGAAUUCUGAGGCAGAGGCGCGUAAGAGGACAGGCUUAUGGACUAUAGUUUCUUCAGCAACAACAUUUUUGGCUGCAGCCUCUCUUGCCUAUGCUGCUAAAAUUCGUUAAGAGCCGUUGUUUUUUGGUGACAUUGUGCUUCUGGUUAGAGUUGCUUUUGGCUAUUGAUUAAGUAUUGCUUAAUCUUGUUGAGGUUAACACUCUCAUUUUGGAUACUCUUAGGAAACUUUGGCUUUAGAUAAUAAUGUUUUUCACUUGAAAUUGUCACAUCUGAUGUAGCUUUUAACUGCUUUUUGACUGUGUUUAGAAUGAAUCUAUAUACUCAUGUUUUCCGUC